This is a messenger RNA of Silurus meridionalis, 754 nucleotides long. RefSeq names its product parvalbumin 8 (gene pvalb8). Gene Ontology annotation, molecular function: calcium ion binding. Bases 189 to 518 code for a protein of 109 amino acids. The transcript is spliced from 5 exons. Lineage: Eukaryota; Metazoa; Chordata; Actinopteri; Siluriformes; Siluridae. Gene Ontology annotation, cellular component: nucleus; cytoplasm. The record is from RefSeq and is a predicted model, not a curated record.
GAUAAUUAGUUACCCAAGAAAUUUGAGACGGGUCUGCCUGUAAGAAUUCGAUCCACAUACAGGUAACUCAAGAGUGGCCCAUUGUCCCUCUACUCUGUCCUAUAUAAAUCCCUCCUGCACACAGGGUGCUCACCACACAGCCUUACCUCCACCUACAGCAUCCAACACACUUCAACUUAACAGGGACCAUGUCUCUCACGUCCAUCCUUUCCGCUGAUGCCAUCGACAAGGCUAUCAAGGACUGCCAAGCACCAGAGUCCUUCAAUCACAAGAAGUUCUUCCAGCUGUGUGGCCUCUCCAAAAAAAGUCCCCAAGAAAUAAGGAAUGUCUUUGGCAUUUUUGACAGCGAUGGGAAUGGUUUCAUUGAGGAGGAUGAGCUGAAAUUCUUCCUGCAGAUGUUUUCAUCUGGAGCCCGUGUGCUAACCGGUAACGAGAUUAAGAGCUUACUAUCGGCAGCUGAUGAUGAUGGUGAUGGCAAGAUUGGAAUUGAUGAAUUCCAGACCAUGGUGCUCUCUUGAAUGGUCAAACCUCCAAUUGUGUCAUGGUUCAGUUCAACAAAGUUCUUCCUUGUUAUUUUGCUUUCUUUACAUUUCUGAAAGCCCCAGACACAAAAAUAAAAAACAACCACAGUUUAUACUAGAAUUGUAAAUAUAAUACCUAAAGAGAUGUAAAAAGAUAUAACCAUCUCCCCAGUGUACAACUAACACACCUUAAAUCAUUUUGAGUAAAUAAAUAAACAACUAAACUUUAUGAA